ACAAAUAUGUACAUAUAAUUGUUUUUUAUUUUUUUUAUAGUUAUUAUCGUAGUUAACGGAGUCAAUGCAGACAAAAAGAGGAUCAAGUCUAUUUUAUUUUGUUGCUAUUGUUAUUGUUAUUUAUUUAUUUAUUGUGGUGAUUAUCAUAGAUAACGGAGUCAAUGCAGACAAGAGGAUCAAGAAAACAGAGGACCAUGGUUGGCAAAUUGAUAACCCAUGUUCUUCUAUUCUGUUUUUUCAUCAUUGUAGCAACAGGAGCACCCACAGCCAAGUCAGGCUGUCAAAAGCAAUGCGGAAACGUGAGCAUCCCAUACCCUUUCGGAAUCGGAUCCGGCUGUUUCCUCAACGAAUGGUUUGAAGUACUUUGCAUCAAAGACAACACCAUACCACUUUUAAGACACAUCAAGCAGGAAGUGAUGGAGAUUUCCGUCGAAGCUGGCACGAUUCUGGUUAGAAACCCCAUUACCUUUUGGAACUGCAACAGAGAAACCCGCCAGAGCCCCAACUUGGAAGGUAGCCCUUUUGUGUUCUCACAGAAGAACAGAUUCACCGCUGUAGGUUGUGGAGCAUUCGGGUUGUUGAUUUCGUCGAAAUUGUCGACGAAUAUUGCCGGCUGCAUGUCCACUUGCGGUGAGACUGGAAACCACAGCUGUAGUGGGAUAAAUUGCUGCCAGACAAACAUCCCCUUGAAUCUAAAUUCCUUCAAGACCAGUUUUCAUGCCGUUGACGGCGAAAAAGAGAAGGUUUGCAAGUAUGCUUUCCUUGUGGAUCAAGAUUGGUUUAUGUCCAAUUUUACCGAUAUUUAUUCGUUUAAAGAGAUGGUUGAUGUGCCUGUGUUGCUUGAAUGGGAAUUAUAUUAUUCAGUGUUUGAUGUAUUUGGAACUUCUUUUGAGACUAAUAAAUUAACUUGGUCAAAUCCCAAAUGCUAUUGGGAUAGUGUAAACUCCGAGUAUGGAUGCUACAGAAAUUCGACUUGCUAUACAUAUUAUAAUGAUAUUGCCACUUCUUCUUCAGUAAUAUUCAAUCAGUCCAGGGUUGAAUGUAGGUGUGGAUGGGGAUUUGAAGGAAACCCUUAUCUUAUUGAAGGAUGUAAAGAUAUUGAUGAAUGCAAGGAAGAUAGCAAUAGCUGUACAGAGUACGGUGGAGUUUGUCAAAACGAUUUUGGGGGUUACGGAUGCUACUAUCCAUCUCAUAAUGAACACUCUGUGCUUAAUCUCAUCCGUAUUGGUAUUGGCAGCAUCAUUGGAUUGUUGUUUGUACUUGCUGGCGCGUGGUGGUUAUCUAAGAGAAUGAAGGAGGGUGGAAGAGUAGCUCGUUUGGAUGGGAAUAGAGAAAUUGAGUUAAAGGGGACUGAAAACUCAAACGAAGCUUCUAAUGUUCUAAUACCACUAGUAGCAUCCCAGCCACAAUUACAAUGAUCAGCAAUUUUUAUACAUAUCUAGUGGUGAUGUUUAGGUGAUUUACAAUAGAAAUAUCAUGUGUAAUGAAUACUAUUGAGUAUAAGUAUUGUAAAUUAAUGAGAGAAUCUUUUGCCAAAAAUACAUUUAAUAUCAGAGUAAUAGAUAGAUAUGGAGCCAAAAAUGUUCAAAUA
Molecule: messenger RNA, 1591 nt
Organism: Ziziphus jujuba (common jujube)
Lineage: Eukaryota; Viridiplantae; Streptophyta; Magnoliopsida; Rosales; Rhamnaceae
Product: wall-associated receptor kinase-like 10
Exons: 3
Coding region: 162-1418 (418 amino acids)
Cellular component (GO): membrane
Molecular function (GO): protein serine/threonine kinase activity; polysaccharide binding; calcium ion binding
Source: RefSeq, a predicted model, not a curated record